GUUCAGGGGCAGGACACAACGAUGGGUCUCCCGCCAGAAAUUAUCGACACUUUUCGUCCGAAUGUGAAGCAUUUAGUAAUGAUUAACAACAAUUAAGCAAUCUGUUAUCAUCAUAUGAUUUGCAUAAACAAUUUGCAUGCAAAAAAUGGAACACUUGCGGCUUAAAAAGUGCAUAAAAUAUCGUAUAACGAGCUCGCACCUUGCAAUCUGUAGGCUAGAUGACGUCAGCACUCACGUGACUGGGUGGGCAGUAUUCCUAAUUGAUGCCCGCCAUUUUGACGAAGAGUGACACUGUCUGCAAGCAAGAGAGUGGGAUGCCUGUAUGAAGAGCCAUGUCUGUUGUACAGCCCGGACUGGUGCCGGCCUUCACCGACGUUCAGGUUCUUGGUACGAUUGUAUCUUCCGCUCCCUCAGAUGUCAACACACCCACUGUUUUAACAAAAGAGGGGGAUCUCAACUCUGAAGAGGAGAAGAGAGCAAUUUAUGGACAUCCGUUGUUCCCUUUGAUGGCCUUGCUGUUUGAGAAAUGUGAGCAAGCGUCGCAGACAUCUGACUGUCCUAGUUCAGACAGCUUCGAUGUCGAUAUUCAAGCCUUUGUGCACCAUCAGGAAAAGGAUCGCAAACCCUUCUUCAGCGAAGAUCCUGAAUUGGACGCUCUGAUGGUGAAGGCGAUACAGGUAUUAAGGAUACAUCUGCUAGAACUGGAGAAAGUGACUGAAUUGUGUAAAGACUUCUGUAAUCGAUACAUUGCGUGCUUAAAAGGCAAACUUCAAAGUGAACAGUUGCUGCGCAUAGACUCGGAUUUUGACGAUCCUCCACCCGAGGAGUUGUCUCCCCUUGGCCAAGGUCAGAUGCCUAUGCAACAGGUCCUGCCUUCCGGGGUCGUAAAUUCUGCAAAUAAUUUGACAAUGUUACAACCUGGCAUGGCACAACCUGCCAUGGCGACCUUGAAUCAAGGUCAAAUAGUGUCUGGUGGGACAGUUUAUCAGAUGGUACAAACACCGCAAGGACUUGUAGCCCAGCCUAUACAGAUUCAUACAGCACCGGUACAACCCCAAAUCACGGCCACACCAGUCAUCCAUGGCAGCACACCACUGUCACAGAUAGGACUGGUCAGUUCACCGGUCACUCACGCCCAGACAGUUUCUUCACAGGCUUCGUCAAUGCAGGCAACAUUACUAAGUGAUUCUGAUGGGGAUGAUAUUCUGGGAAAAAAGAAAAAUAAACGUGGAGUUUUACCAAAAUCCGCUACACAGAUCAUGAAAUCCUGGCUUUUUCAACACAUAGUGCAUCCGUACCCAACAGAAGAUGAGAAAAGACAGAUAGCUGCCCAGACAAACCUGACCCUGCUACAAGUUAAUAACUGGUUCAUAAAUGCAAGAAGAAGAAUUUUACAACCUAUGUUAGAUGCCAGUAAUCCUGAACAGGGGAAAGCCAAAAAACCAAAGACCCAACAUCGACCAGUCCAGCAACGAUUCUGGCCCGACAGUAUUGCAAACAUCCAGCCGCAGUUCCCUGGUGGGUCAUCCGAGGCCAAAGAAAGUUCAGAAAACCAAAUUAUCUUUAAUGAAUCAUUAUCAAGCGAAGGUGGGAUAUUAAGUUCUGAAAAUAUCGCCAACCUCCAUGACAACGGUGAAUCAGGUCAGAAUGAACAGGACUCGCGAUCCUCGCUUAAAAUAGACAGUGACGCUGAUGAUGAAAAUUCUGACGAUAAUCGAGAAGAAGAUGACAAAUUAUUAGAAAGUGAUUCGUCAUCUCUUGGAUAGUGCAUCAAGGAUCGUCAUUGUGAUAAGCUGUGAUUCUAUACGGAAGUUGAAAACUGGAUUACGGACGGACAACAUUGGGAUUGUUGUCAUUUUAGAAAGAUUUUAGUUUUAUGCAUCUUUGACUCAUUUCUCCCUACAAAUUUUUUACUUCAGGUUAUAUUCAUAUUUAGGAUGUUUUGUAGUUAAUUUGGAAUGGGACCUUUGGUCUGCUUUCAUGGAAGAACUAUAAAAAUUUGGAAGGAAAUUUUCAGGAGUAAAUUAGAAAUUUUAAGAAUUAUGCAUAAAUAAGAAAUAUUGUCAGUUGGGAAUGGGGCUCAUUAUAAGCCCCAAAAAGUCCCCAGAAAAAUUCCUGUCAUAAAGACCAAGGUACAUUACUUUAUUACUUAAAACAACACUUCGCAACACUGUUUAUCACUUUAUUUUUGUGUGAAAGUUAUAUCACUAACCUUGCCUGUAAGUUUUCUUAGCAAUUAUUAAAAAAAUUGAGAAAUGGA
Mizuhopecten yessoensis (Yesso scallop) is the source of this 2260-nucleotide messenger RNA. RefSeq names its product homeobox protein PKNOX2-like. Gene Ontology annotation, molecular function: RNA polymerase II cis-regulatory region sequence-specific DNA binding; DNA-binding transcription factor activity, RNA polymerase II-specific. Gene Ontology annotation, biological process: regulation of transcription by RNA polymerase II. The record is from RefSeq and is a predicted model, not a curated record. NCBI's taxonomy places the organism in Eukaryota, Metazoa, Mollusca, Bivalvia, Pectinida, Pectinidae. The coding region runs from base 333 to 1766 and encodes 477 amino acids. The transcript is spliced from 10 exons.